CAAAAAAAUAUAUUCAUUCAUAUUUCUCUCCUUAAUUAAUCUGUCAUUUUUUCAUGGCUUCCUACUUAGUAUUCUAUUUCCUUUUCUUAUUCUCUUAUUUUCUGCUUCUUCUCUCUGCUGCACCAGAAUGGGAUACAAAAUGUGCAAAAGAAAAAGUUUCCUGUGGAUAUCUUGGGGAAAUCUCCUUCCCUUUUACCACCGUCGAUAAACGAGAAUGUGGCUUAUACAUAAUCGGUUGCGACAAUAACAGUUCAGUGAAAACAAUCAACCUGAUAAACCAAACCUAUGAAAUUGAUAGCAUCAGUUAUAUGAACAAUUCAGCUAUCAUCUAUGGCCUAAACUCCUCUGAAUUAGAGCCAAUAAAGAAUAAGCCAAACUUCAGCAUUAACACUGUUAACUUCUAUGUAUGCAAUCAUGGCUAUGAUAAUAGCCAUGAUAACAAGUUCAAAUAUAAAAACUGUGCUGAUUAUGAUAUCUACUUUACUUCUACACCUGAUAAACCUCCUAUGUUCCCUAUUUUUCCAUUAGCUUGUUUCCCAGUUCCAUUUGAAACUUUCAAUUGUGUAGAUAUAAUUUCAUUACUCGAAAUUAAAGUUGAUUUAGAGUCUUGUGAAGGAUGUUAUCUUGAAGGAAAGUCAUGUCUACUAAACCAGGAAACUUUAAAUUUCACUUGUGGCCCAGUACUGAAACCUCCGAUUCCUAAGAGAAAUGAUCGUCAUUUGAAGAAUGCCGUAAUAGGUCUAUCUAUUGGAUUGGCAACCACGAUUGCAAUUGCGUUGUUUGUUAUUACCCUUGUCCUUUACUAUUGGAGAAUCAAAUCUUAGGUAUCAAAAUGUAAUCAAGAAAUAAUAAUCACGGUCUCUCAAGAAAUGCAAAAAAACCAGAAAGUGGAGCUUUCUACUAUGAGAAGCUCCAAGAGGCAACAAACAAUUUUGCUCAAGCAAGAGAGCUUGGAGAAGGAUGCUUUGUGUUAGGAUAUAAAAUAAUGGCUAACUAGAGUAGUUAAAUUAGCUAUGAGUUGUUGGAGAAGUUAGUUAGUUUGUUAUUUGAAUAAGUUAGGGAAUAUGUGUAGAAAUUGGAGAACAAAAAAUUAAAGAGUAUCUUAGAAUAUUUGUAAUUUUGAAUAGAGUUGUUCCAAAGAAUCAAAACGGCCAGUUAUUAAUGGAA
Molecule: messenger RNA, 1167 nt
Organism: Medicago truncatula (barrel medic)
Lineage: Eukaryota; Viridiplantae; Streptophyta; Magnoliopsida; Fabales; Fabaceae
Exons: 3
Coding region: 54-824 (256 amino acids)
Biological process (GO): phosphorylation
Molecular function (GO): polysaccharide binding; kinase activity
Source: RefSeq, a predicted model, not a curated record